GGGCUACAAUUUUUCGCUGUUGAGGUGGGUGUGGCCAGAUAAUGAUACCGCCUUGAGAUGCGCUGGCAUCAAAGGAAUGUAAGGCUUUAUAACCUACAUUUCUUCAUAAAUAGCGAAAUAGUGCAUCGAUUUAACUUUUUGGUAAAUCGAUAGAUAUUCACAAUAUAUAAUACAGGGUGACAAUAAAUAACCCGGACAAGCUUUGAAGCAAUCUAUUGUAAAUGUGUUAUGAUGCAGCCCUUAAAUAAAUGCAUUUAUCGAUAGCUUUUACUUUUCUGAAAGAAAUAUAUUUACAUUUUUGUGAUUGCCAUCAAUUUGAUAUUUGUUUCGGGAUGUCUAACAAUCGUUGUGCAAUUUUAAAACUGUUUAAACAAGGAAAUCAAUCAAUGCGACAUUGUUCGUUUGCUUGGCAUACCAAAACAAACGGUCUCUGACGCUAUCCGGCGAUUUAAUGAGCUUGGCCAUGAAGGUGACCGUCCCAGACGAGGCACACAAUGCACCGCUAACACUUCCAGAAUUCGCCAGAUCGUGAAAAAGCGGGGCACUCGGAAUUGUAGAGUCAGAAAAAUAUCCCGUGAAAUCGAGAAAGUGUUCGGUUGAUUGCAAAAAAUGAACUUAAUCUCAAGCCCUACAAGCUCCAAAAAGUGCAUCUUCUUACAGAUGACAAUAAGCGCGUGAGACUCCAAAGAUGCCGCCAGCUAAAGCGUCGGCGCACAAUCACCAAAAUGACAGAAGCUGGUCGGCUGAAGCUCCAGAAUCUUCUGCAAUAAUCGAGCGCCGUCAAUGUGAACAGUCUUUAAUGGUUUGGGGAGGAAUAUGCGCAACCGGCAAAACACCCCUUGUUUUCAUCGAUCAAGGGGUCAAAAGCAAUCAGGAAGUGUACCGCCGGGACAUUUUGGAAACUGUUGUGAUUCCUUGGGCCCAGCAGCACAUCGGUGAUACGGAGUGGACGUUUCAACAGGAUUCAGUGCCAGGCCCAUAGAGCCAAAUUAACUCAGGACUGGUGCAAAGCCAAUUUUCCGGACUUUAUCACAUCCGAUGGACUAUAGUGUGUGGUCUAUUUUCGAAUCCAGGGCAUGUGAUAAACGCCACAUAAGUUUGGAGGCGCUGAGGCAAUCAUUGCUCCGAGAAUGGGUUCCAUUAUCGAAAGAAGACCUGCGGCCCAUUGCGCUAAAUUUCCAGAAACUUUUAGGGUUCUGCAUAGCAGCCCAAGGAAGCCACUUCAAAACUGGCUGAAUAUAUGUUAACACAAUACCUAUUUAAUAGUUGUGUAUCUGCAUUUUUUCUCAAAUACAGUUCCUUAAAAAGUUAUGAUCAAAAAUUUUUUUCUGGGUUAUUUAUUGUCACUCUGUACAAGGUCAAACGAGGACAUACACUAUGAUAUUCUAGACGCCACAGUGGGUUUGUGGGCGUUAGAAUAGGUC
Messenger RNA from Drosophila eugracilis, 1424 nucleotides. RefSeq lists its product as uncharacterized. The transcript has a single exon. Gene Ontology annotation, molecular function: nucleic acid binding. The record is from RefSeq and is a predicted model, not a curated record. The coding region runs from base 689 to 982 and encodes 97 amino acids. NCBI's taxonomy places the organism in Eukaryota, Metazoa, Arthropoda, Insecta, Diptera, Drosophilidae.